Molecule: messenger RNA, 465 nt
Organism: Penicillium cinerascens
Lineage: Eukaryota; Fungi; Ascomycota; Eurotiomycetes; Eurotiales; Aspergillaceae
Exons: 2
Coding region: 1-465 (154 amino acids)
Biological process (GO): DNA integration; DNA recombination
Molecular function (GO): DNA binding
Source: RefSeq, a predicted model, not a curated record
AUGACUACGAACCUCCUAGAUGACCUAAACUUCGCAACCGCGUGUCGGGUAGCAUUUGCUGGGUUCCUCCGCCUCGGAGAAUUCACCUAUAAGACUGAAGACCUUAGCACACGUUCUAUCUUCUCCGCCACAAAGUUAACGCGCUCAGACGUCAGAUUCUCGCCCUCGUUAGACCACGCGCAACUCACACUUAAGCGCAGUAAGACGGACCGCCGUCACGAAGGGGUGAUACCGACACACGGCUAUUUAGGUCAUAGCUUUCGGAAGGGUGCGGCUCAGCAUGCGCACGAUAGUGGGAUACUCGACGACCAGAUUCAGAUGCUAGGGAGAUGGACCUCGGAGGCGUUCAGGGUCUAUUUUACGACGAACGCGUCAGUUCUGUACAAGCUCAACCACCAGUUCCAGACAGGCUCGCCCGCACCGCUGUCUCUGCUGCUUCCACCACCGUCCCCUCCACCAUCCUAG